AUGGCCAUCUUCAUCCGAGAGAUCCUCGGUUCCUUGACCCCAGCCUUGCAAGAGAAGCAACCAGGCCAGGAAAAGGGCUGCUCAUCAAGUAAGUGCCAGAGGGAGGCCAGAUGUUUCUUGACGGAGGAGGAACCGGAGGCCUCCUUGGGUGCUUCUGUCAUGGCAGUCUGGCUCUGCAGCUGCAUCAUGGCCUCCGGCAGCCCCUUCUGUGCCCUCUUGCUGAUGCUCCUGGCGUUUACUCUCGAGGAGGAGACCUGGGCAGAGGCCCCUUUGACCGGAGGGCCCAAGCUGCCAGGCCCUGGGCAGCAGAGGUUUCCGGACGCACAGGGAAGGAACCAAGGCAGAGGAGGGGGGUUCAUCCUGAGCGGUGAGGGAAGCCCCCACACCAGCAGGGGGACACAGCUGACAACAGUGCAUGAGCCCCCGGACAAGACCAAGCCAGCCUGGCUGCACACCCCGUGCCUGCCCGACCCUUGUGGCCAGCCACCCUAUUGCCAGACCUGGCUGGUCAAAGUGACUCUCCUGGCGGUGCUGGGACUUCUGGUCAUGGGGGGCAACGGGCUGGCUAUCGCAGUGCUGGCCUCCUCUGUGUCUGGCUGGAGCCACAGCAGCCGUUUCAUGCUGCUCUCGCUGGCUGCCUCGGAUGCCGCUCUGGCAGUCCUGGUGGUGCCCCUCAACCUGUACCAGAGCCUGGAGUUGGGGCCAGCGGCCCCCAAGGAGGCUGCCAGAGAAGAGGCCGUCUACUGCCGGGUGGUGGCCUUCAUCAACUCCAGCCUCUUUGGGGCCUCCCUCUACUCCCUGGCCGGGGUCUCCCUGGAGCGUUACGUGGCCGUCUUCUUCCCUCUCCACUACUGCCGCCUCCUGAGCCCCAGGCGGGUGCUUUUGCUCAUCGUGACUGCCUGGCUCCUGCCCGCCCUCCUCCUGGUGCCACUGGCCAUCCCGGCCCCUGUGGCCGUGCUCCAUGUCCGCUUCUCUGCAGCCGCCCUGCUGUGCGAGCCGGACUACAGCUCCAACCCCUUCUACUCCCUCUGGAUGGCUGGCACCAUCUUCUGCCCAGCUGCUGCAACCAUCGCCUUCACCAACAUGCGCCUCUGGCUAGUGGCCCGCUCGCAGCGCCAGCGUGGAAAGGACGUGGGCAUGCUAGGGAAGGCGGGCCGGCCCAAGAGGCUUCGGAUGCUCCAGCUGGAUGCUGCCGCCCGAGUGCUGCUCCCGGUUGUGUUCGCCUUCUUUGUCUGCUGGGCCCCUUGCAUAGGCACCAUCGUGUACAACUCAAUCACCCAGGAAAGAGUUCCCGACUGGCUGGAAUUCGUUGCUUUGUGGCUCCCCAUUGGCAGCGGCUUCCUCAACUGCUUUGUCUACUUCUGGGUCAACAGGAACUUCCGGCAUAAAGUCCAGAAGGUCGGACAAAAGCAUUGCUUGACCUGCUGUCUAACCGAGCAGGACCUGCGGCCGCAGCCCCUCCACAGCAUCUCUGCUCAGGUGAGGAUGGACUGUGAACCUCCCGGCCUUUCCCCAGGCGGCUCCCUUGGUGUGUCGCCUUCCAGCAAUGGCCUCCCUCUUUCCCAGCAUGGCUGAUCGCCU
Molecule: messenger RNA, 1581 nt
Organism: Ahaetulla prasina
Lineage: Eukaryota; Metazoa; Chordata; Lepidosauria; Squamata; Colubridae
Product: probable G-protein coupled receptor 21
Exons: 4
Coding region: 1-1575 (524 amino acids)
Biological process (GO): G protein-coupled receptor signaling pathway
Cellular component (GO): membrane
Molecular function (GO): G protein-coupled receptor activity
Source: RefSeq, a predicted model, not a curated record